AUGGCUCCAAUUAAACGAAAGCGUGGAUCAACUGCAGAGUCUGCAAAACCCAAUCUACCGUUAGAUACCUUACUGUUCUUAGUGGGGGACUUAGAGAAUAAUAUUGAUGCCUAUCUUAAUGAAUAUCCAGAUUCAGAGGCUAGUGGUGAUGAAUCAGUUAACAUAGAUGCUAUUGUGCAUGACUUGCCAUUGAAAGAACAUGACAAUAAUGAAGAAUAUAAUAAUGCUACAGGAAGUGAAGAACCUUUGCCUAAAAAACAGAGAGUAAUAUCUGCAGAGAAAGAUUCGAUAUUGGACGUGGCUCCACAUAGUACAGUAUCACAAGAUGAAGAACUUAUAGUUAUUCCUAGAGAUAGGAAUAAUAAUAUCUCUUCAGAGGAGGUUUUACCACAACCAGUGAUGUCUUCUGGUGUACAAGAACAGACUGAUGAGUCUCCUGUUCAAAAAAAUAUAAUAACUGUUACCGCAGAACAAGUGGUGAAUAAGGAAUUCAAAGAUAAUUCGGAGAUAACAACCGCUGCUGUUCAAAAUAAAAGCGAUGACCAAUCUAAUGCGACUAUCGAUAUGGUAUCUGAACCAAAAGUUGACGAAACUAUUGAUAUGAAGCCCGAACCAAUAGCCGACGAAACUACUGCUUCUCAGCCGAUUAUUGAAUCUGUUCCGAUUCUUACCUCUCGAGUUGCCAUGGAACCAACAAAACCAAACGAGGAAAUUCCUAAAGAUGUAUCUGUUAAGGAGAUUAUUCAACAACCAUCAACUAAUGAACUCCCAAAAAACCUGGGCGAAAAUGAACCAGUGGAUAAUACUACAAAUGAAGUCAGUAUCUCUCAACAGAAACCUACUAGAACAAUUCUUUCAUUUAGCACUCAAAAUUAUUUAGAUGAUGAUACUCCUAUUGUUUCAACCUAUAUACAGAGAGAACUUCCUACAAAUAAUGAGAAUUUUUCUUCUAAUACGGUAGAGAAAGACACUUCAAGUAUAGAAAUAAUAAGCAAGAAACCUGUAAUAAGCGACGUUGUGAUACCGAAGGGGCCUGCCAGCCAGACGGGAAUCAAUAAGACUAAUAUUACACAAGUGAAUACGUUGGAUGAAAAGGACCAUGCUGCAUUAGGAGGUGAAAUAACGAUGAAAUUACAUAAAAUCUUCAUUAAAUGGAGAUCAAUAUGGAGCUACAUUAAAGAAAAAUCAUAUUGCGAUUUAUGUCCAAUUGGGUCGGGUUCUACGUUUAUGGGACUGUUCUUUAUAGAAUUCCCUGGUGAAAAAAUUAUACCAGUCUCACUGACACAUUCAGAUUACCUACUGACUUUAGAUUAUGAAGAAGAGUUUUUAGAAUUGGUUAGCAGUUAUCAUUACCAUCCGUUAGACUUUAAAAUAUAUAUUAAAUGGAUUAAAGCAUAUAAAGGGUUAGCAGCAACUGAUCAAGGUGAUACGAUAUUAUUCAAUUCAGGAACAUAUAAUUUCAACCAUAAAACCCGUGUUUAUGAAUUGGUAAGAGUUAGACAUGAUCUGAUUUCAAACUAUAUUGCUGUUUGUCCCAAUUUUGUUAAAUAUGGUCAAUGCUUCAAUAACCAUUGUAAGCUAGACCAUGACGAUCAAGUGAUAGCACUCUGUAGAAGAAAUUAUUCUACUCGAACAUGUGGAGAUACACAAUGUCUAAUGAAUCACAAUUUAAAAUUUAACCCUUACAUUGUUCCCGAUUGUAUGAAAUACUUAACGGGAACUUGCAAACAUAAAUAUGGUUAUGAAAAUUAUCACCGAAAUGGUGAUUCAUGUAUAUACAUUCAUUCAAAGGAAGUGAAUCCAUAUCGUGAGUACCCCUAUCCUGUUUGUAGACAAUUUGCUAUUUUAGGAUUCUGUGCAAGAGGUAUCCAUUGUCUAUUUAAACAUUUAAAAGAUUGUCCAGAUUUCAAGGUUGGUGCACCAUGUCUAAUUCCAAGAUGUAACUACAUACAUAAAGGUAGCCCAUCGGAUCCAACAAUGUCUGGAGCCCUACUUUCAGAUGCAGCAUUCAAAAUUCCGAAAUUAUCACUAAUAUCGUACUCUAUUGAAAAAGAUGAUGACACUUAUUAUGGUGAAAGAUACAGAUCGAUGAAUCAGUUUCAAGAGGAACAAUCUCUAUACAGUAGAAUAUCAUUUGAUCCAGCAGUACAAUAUGGAUCAAACUCAAAUAAUCCAAAAACAAGAAAACUGACUAUCGAAGAACGUAUUGGAAUCCCAUCAAAAAGAGAUAAUUAUCGAUCUGCAACGAAAUCAAGGAAUAAUCUAGACCCCAUGAACCGAGAUUUCAUCUCUCUGUGA
This is a messenger RNA of Vanderwaltozyma polyspora DSM 70294, 2298 nucleotides long. RefSeq lists its product as uncharacterized. Gene Ontology annotation, molecular function: metal ion binding. NCBI's taxonomy places the organism in Eukaryota, Fungi, Ascomycota, Saccharomycetes, Saccharomycetales, Saccharomycetaceae. The transcript has a single exon. Bases 1 to 2298 code for a protein of 765 amino acids. The record is from RefSeq and is a predicted model, not a curated record.